Messenger RNA from Physeter macrocephalus (sperm whale), 1861 nucleotides. Its product is annotated as protein phosphatase methylesterase 1-like. Gene Ontology annotation, biological process: protein demethylation. Lineage: Eukaryota; Metazoa; Chordata; Mammalia; Artiodactyla; Physeteridae. The record is from RefSeq and is a predicted model, not a curated record. Gene Ontology annotation, molecular function: protein methylesterase activity.
GGGGAGCGAGCUGUGUGACCGGUUGGGCCACACUUAGCGUGGGACGAAGCUUCAGCUACUGUUCGACUGCCUGCGGCCUCCCCUUCAUGUCGGCCCUCGAGAAGAACAAGCACCUCGGCCGCCUGCCCCCUCGCCCUCCUCUGCCCGGCAGCGAGAGCAGUCAGAGCGGAGCCAAGAUGCGAAUGGGCCCUGGAAGAAAGCAGGACUUUUCUCCUGUUCCAUGGAGUCAGUACUUUGAGUCCAUGGAAGAUGUAGAAGUAGAGAAUGAAACUGGCAAGGAUACUUUUCAAGUUUACAAGAGUGGCUCAGAGGGUCCAGUCCUACUUCUUUGGCAUGGAGGAGGCCAUUCUGCCCUUUCUUGGGCUGUGUUCAUGGCAGCAAUCAUUAGUAGGGUUCAGUGUAGGAUUGUGGCUUUGGAUCUUCAAGGUCAUGGUGAAACAAAAGUCAAGAAUUCUGAAGACCUGUCUGCAGAAACCAUGGCAAAAGAUGUUGCCAAUGUGGUUGAAGCCAUGUAUGGGGACCUUCCUCCUCCAAUUAUGCUCAUUGGACAUAGCAUGGGUGGUGCUAUUGCAGUCCACACAGCAUCAUCCAACCUGGUGCCAAGCCUCUUGGGUCUGUGCAUGAUCGAUGUUGUGGAAGGUACAGCCAUGCAUGCACUUAAUAGCAUGCAGAAUUUCUUACGUGGUCGUCCUAAAACCUUCAAGUCUCUGGAGAAUGCUGUUGAAUGGAGUGUGAAGAGUGGCCAGAUUCGAAAUCUAGAGUCUGCCUGUGUCUCAAUGGUUGGCCAACUCAAACAGUGUGAAGGAAUUACAAGUCCAGAAGUCUCAAAAUCUAUAGUAGAAGGAAUCAUAGAGGAAGAAGAAGAAGAAGACGAAGAAGGAAGUGAGUCAGUAAACAAAAGGAAAAAGGAAGAUGACAUGGAGACCAAGAAAGACCAUCCUAACACUUGGAGAAUUGAACUGGCAAAAACAGAAAAAUACUGGGAUGGCUGGUUCCGAGGCUUAUCCAAUCUCUUUAGUUGUCCUAUUCCUAAAUUGCUGCUCCUGGCUGGUGUUGAUAGAUUGGAUAAAGAUCUGACACUUGGCCAAAUGCAAGGGAAGUUCCAGAUGCAGGUCCUACCCCAGUGUGGCCAUGCAGUCCAUGAGGACGCUCCAGACAAGGUAGCUGAAGCUGUUGCCACUUUCCUGAUUCGGCACAGGUUUGCAGAGCCCAUUGGUGGAUUCCAGUGAUCCAUAAUGCCCAGCGGAAUGGACAGAACCAGCUUCCACUGCAGCCCGGGAGGCCAUAUUCCAGUCCCAUCUCUUCCAGUUAUUUGCUGUGUUGACUUCGGCCCAAACAGGACAGUCUGUACACCGUCCACAUGACCUCAGGCACUCAGGGCUUCAAAUCUGCCAACACCUAAACUUUGUCUACAACCUAGAUAUCUCCUGAACUCUGGAUACUUCUAGAGUUACUAGAUACCUAGAUACUCUAGGUCCAUCUACUUCUCCAUAUCUCCCAGAUGUCCAAAAGCCACUCAUAUUGACCAUUCCUAAAACCGAACUCACCUUCCCCCUAAAACUUGUUCUUCCACCCACGUUUCCUAGCUCAGUAGUGAUAGAUACCACCAUCUCUCCACUUGUCCAAACCAGGCAGCCAAAGUGCCCUAGAUGGCACCCUUUCUUACCUCCAUAUCCAGUCUACCACCAAACCCUGUCCCUUCUCUGUUCUAUGAUGUCUCCUUUCCUUGCCUCAGCCCCUCCCCUGGUUAUCCUCUACAUACUGUUGGAGUCCUCUUCCUAGUAGGCUUUGGAACCAGGCUGCCUAAAUUAGAACCUAAGGCCCAUCCCUUACUGGCUGUAUGAGAUAGCUACGUACUCUC